Molecule: messenger RNA, 7305 nt
Organism: Gorilla gorilla gorilla (western lowland gorilla)
Lineage: Eukaryota; Metazoa; Chordata; Mammalia; Primates; Hominidae
Gene: NIBAN1
Product: niban apoptosis regulator 1
Exons: 14
Coding region: 272-3058 (928 amino acids)
Source: RefSeq, a predicted model, not a curated record
GUCGGAGCUCACCAGCGAGGCGAGGGCGGGAAGACAGCCCCCGGGCCGGCCCACGGAUCCUCAGAAGGCGCGGACCUGGAGGAGGCGCCCCAGAAGGCGACGCCUCUUGCCUCUUGUCUCUCGCCUCUCGAAGGAAGUUUGCUCUUAAUUUCAGAGCCGGGUUCGCCGUCGGAUCAACCUCCAGGAGCUAGCAGUGGGCGCGGACCAGAGCGGCCAAUCCCCUGGGCGCGGGCCGGGCAGUUUCUGCGCUCAGCACAGGCAGCUCGCGGUCAUGGGCGGCUCAGCCUCCAGCCAGCUGGACGAGGGCAAGUGCGCUUACAUCCGAGGGAAAACUGAGGCUGCCAUCAAAAACUUCAGUCCCUACUACAGUCGUCAGUACUCUGUGGCUUUCUGCAAUCAUGUGCGCAGUGAAGUAGAACAGCAAAGAGAUUUAACCUCACAGUUUUUGAAGACCAAGCCACCAUUGGCACCUGGAACUAUUUUGUAUGAAGCAGAGCUAUCACAAUUUUCUGAAGACAUAAAGAAGUGGAAGGAGAGAUACGUUGUAGUUAAAAAUGAUUAUGCUGUGGAGAGCUAUGAGAAUAAAGAGGCCUAUCAGAGAGGAGCUGCUCCUAAAUGUCGAAUUCUUCCAGCCGGUGGCAAGGUGUUAACCUCAGAAGAUGAAUAUAAUCUGUUGUCUGACAGGCAUUUCCCAGACCCUCUUGCCUCCAGUGAGAAGGAGAAUGCUCAGCCCUUCGUGGUCCUGCCCAAGGAAUUCCCAGUGUACCUGUGGCAGCCCUUCCUCAGACACGGCUACUUCUGCUUCCACGAGGCUGCUGACCAGAAGAGGUUUAGUGCCCUCCUGAGUGACUGCGUCAGGCAUCUCAAUCAUGAUUACAUGAAGCAGAUGACAUUUGAAGCCCAAGCCUUUUUAGAAGCUGUGCAAUUCUUCCGACAGGAGAAGGGUCACUAUGGUUCCUGGGAAAUGAUCACUGGGGAUGAAAUCCAGAUCCUGAGUAACCUGGUGAUGGAGGAGCUCCUGCCCACUCUUCAGACAGACCUGCUGCCUAAGAUGAAGGGGAAGAAGAAUGACAGAAAGAGGACGUGGCUUGGUCUCCUCGAGGAGGCCUACACCCUGGUUCAGCAUCAAGUUUCAGAAGGAUUAAGUGCCUUGAAGGAGGAAUGCAGAGCUCUGACAAAGGGCCUGGAAGGAACGAUCCGUUCUGACAUGGAUCAGAUUGUGAACUCAAAGAACUAUUUAAUUGGAAAGAUCAAAGCGAUGGUGGCCCAGCCGGCGGAGAAAAGCUGCUUGGAGAGUGUGCAGCCAUUCCUGGCAUCCAUCCUGGAGGAGCUCAUGGGACCAGUGAGCUCGGGAUUCAGUGAAGUACGUGCACUCUUUGAGAAAGAGGUGAAUGAAGUCAGCCAGAACUUCCAGACCACCAAAGACAGUGUCCAGCUAAAGGAGCAUCUAGACCGGCUUAUGAAUCUUCCGCUGCAUUCCGUGAAGAUGGAACCUUGUUAUACUAAAGUCAACCUGCUUCACGAGCGCCUGCAGGAUCUCAAGAGCCGCUUCAGAUUCCCCCACAUUGAUCUGGUGGUUCAGAGGACACAGAACUACAUGCAGGAGCUAAUGGAGAAUGCAGUGUUCACUUUUGAGCAGUUGCUUUCCCCACAUCUCCAAGGAGAGGCCUCCAAAACUGCAGUUGCCAUUGAGAAGGUUAAGCUCCGAGUCUUAAAGCAAUAUGAUUAUGACAGCAGCACCAUCCGAAAGAAGAUAUUUCAAGAGGCACUAGUUCAAAUCACACUUCCCACUGUGCAGAAGGCACUGGCGUCCACAUGCAAACCAGAGCUUCAGAAAUAUGAGCAGUUCAUCUUUGCAGAUCAUACCAAUAUGAUUCACGUUGAAAAUGUCUAUGAGGAGAUUUUACAUCAGAUCCUGCUUGAUGAAACUCUGAAAGUGAUAAAGGAAGCUGCUAUCUUGAAGAAACACAACUUAUUUGAAGAUAACAUGGCCUUGCCCAGUGAAAGUGUGUCCAGCUUAACAGAUCUAAAGCCCCCCACAGGGUCAAACCAGGCCAGCCCUGCCAGGAGAGCUUCUGCCAUUCUGCCAGGAGUUCUGGGUAGUGAGACCCUCAGUAACGAAGUAUUCCAGGAGUCAGAGGAAGAGAAGCAGCCUGAGGUCCCUAGCUCGUUGGCCAAAGGAGAAAGCCUUUCUCUCCCUGGGCCAAGCCCACCCCCAGAUGGGACUGAGCAGGUGAUUAUUUCAAGAGUGGAUGACCCCGUGGUGAAUCCUGUGGCAGCAGAGGACACAGCAGGACUCCCGGGCACAUGCUCAUCAGAGCUGGAGUUUGGAGGGACCCUUCAGGAUGAAGAACCCGCCCAGGAAGAGCCAGAACCCAUCACUGCCUCAGGUUCUUUGAAGGAGCUCAGAAAGUUGCUGACAGCGUCCGUGGAAGUACCAGUGGACUCUGCUCCAGUGAUGGAAGAAGAUACGAAUGGGGAGAGCCACGUUCCCCAAGAAAAUGAAGAAGAAGAGGAAAAAGAGCCCAGUCAGGCAGCUGCCAUCCAUCCCGACAACUGUGAAGAAAGUGAAGUCAGCGAGAGGGAGGCCCAACCUCCCUGUCCCGAGGCCCAUGGGGAGGAGUUGGGGGGAUUUCCAGAGGUAGGCAGCCCAGCCUCUCCGCCAGCCAGUGGAGGGCUCACCGAGGAGCCCCUGGGGCCCAUGGAGAGGGAGCUCCCAGGAGAGGCCUGCACACUCGCUGCCCAUGAAGGAAGAGGGGGCAAGUGUACUGAGGAAGGGGAUGCCUCACAGCAAGAGGGCUGCACCUUAGGUUCUGACCCCAUCUGCCUCAGUGAGAGCCAGGUUUCUGAGGAACAAGAAGAGAUGGGAGGGCAAAGCAGCGCGGCCCAGGCCACGGCCAGUGUGAAUGCAGAGGAGAUCAAGGUAGCCCGUGUUCAUGAGUGUCAGUGGGUGGUGGAGGAUGCUCCAAACCCGGAUGUCCUGCUGUCACACAAAGAUGACAUGAAGGAGGGAGAAGGUGGUCAGGAGAGUUUCCCAGAGCUGCCCUCAGAGGAGUGAAAGGGACAAUUUGGCUGAAGUCUUUCUCUGAACAAAGCCAAAGGGUUAUAGGGGUACACUUAGGGGUUGCAUGCAAGCUGUUACCAAAAAAUUUUUAAGUAUUUUCUUAAUUUGAAUAAUAAAACCAGAGGAAAUGCAUACAGGGCAUGAGCAACUGAGGCAAACCUUUGUGGACAUGAAUUGUUCUACGAUGAAUUUUUGCUUUAGUAUUUUAAUAAGAAUUACAAAGGCAAUGGCAUACUUGGGGUGAGAGGGAGCUGAGGAUGUCUGAGGAGGGAAUAGUAUUGCAGGGAAGACUGAGAAAACAGUAGGAUGACAGUUUUGAGUAUGCUCUGCACUUUUCAAUUUUGCAAUCUUCUUGUGCACUUUAAGGCUUUUUAAUUUUGUUUGAGAAUGCAAAUGUAUACUGUAAGUCUACCUUUACUAUCUACUAUGCCUACUUCACCAUCUCUUAAGGAGUCGGCAUUUGUCCACAGUCAGACUACAAGAGAGGGUAGGUCAUGAACAGUCACCCGUGCUGGCUGUAGCCCCACAGAGGCAAUCAUGCUCAAUAGAUUCAAGAGAAGCUAAGCGGAAAUGGAGGGCGGAAGGUGUGAUCUGUGGGACUGUCUGGGCCUGUUACUCAUCCUGCUAUCAAUUUCUUAUUAAUCUUGAUGAUUCUUAUUAAUUAAUCACAUUUUCAGGAAAUUCAGAUGAGGCAAGAAAAUUUUAUUGGCCUGGGUAAACCUGAAAGCAUUCCAAAUUAGGCUUAGACUGUGCAAAGGGCUUAGCUAAAUUAUCGAGCUUAAAACCCGUCAAUUAAACAAACAUUAUUUGAACAGUUACUGCAUGCCAUGCACUGUGUUGGGCUUAGUAAUAAAAAAAAGAAAAGAUAAGUGCUUGUUCUAGCAUAAAUUAAAAGGUCCAAGGGAAUUUAAUCUGGAAGAGAACAUAUGCCAAUUUUUAAACUAUGACAGCUUUUUUUUUUUUCUCUUUCCAUUCAAAUAGUCCUGGUUCAUUCCCAGAAGGGCACAAAAUGAAUGAAUAAAUAAAUAAAUGAAUAAAGACAAAAGCCAAGGUGUAUGCUCUCAACUUCCAAAGAUGUUAUCAAAAGCUGAAGGCCGGGCGCGGUGGCUCACGCUUGUAAUCCCAGCACUCUGGGAGGCCGAGGCGGGCGGAUCACGAGGUCAAGAGAUCGAGACCAUCCUGGCUAACACGGUGAAACCCCGUCUCUACUAAAAAUACAAAAAAAUUAGCCGGGCGUGAUGGCGGGCGCCUAUAGUCCCAGCUACUCGGGAGGCUGAGGCAGGAGAAUGGCGUGAACCCGGGAGGCGGAGCUUGCAGUGAGCCGAGAUUGCGCCACUGCACUCCCGCCUGGGCCACAGAGCGAGACUUCGCCUCAAAAAAAAAAAAAAAAAAAAAAGCUGAAAUCAUUUGUUUGGUCAUUCAGCAAGCUAAUUGAGGCUCUGUUAUAUACCAAGCACUGGGGAUACCAUGGCGAAAAACAACUUUGUUCCUUCCUCCUAGAACUUACAUUUUAAUGGAAAUAGACAAAACACAUCUUCUUAACGGAUGGUGAUCUAUAACCAUUAAUGUUGAAAAUGGAAGAGACUUGCUUCCAAAAGAUUAAAAGGAGUUGUUCUUUUCUCCUUCAGAAAAAUACCAGAUCAUUUCCUAAAAUCUCCAGUCCCAAGUAUUACAUCGUGGUUUCCCUCCCCGACUUUUUAUUUUAUUUUAUUCUAUUUUUUUGAGAUGGAGUCUCACUCUGUCGCCAAGGCUGGAGUGCAGUGGUGUGAUCUCGGCUCACUGCAACCUCCGCCUCCUGGGUUCAGGAGAUUCUCCUCUGUCAGCCUCCCAAGUAGCUGGAAUUACAGCCAUGCGGCACCAUUCCCGGCUAAUUUUUGUAUUUUUGGUAGAGAUGGGUUUUACACCAUGUUGGCCAGGCUGGUCUCAAACUCCUGAUUUCAAGUGAUCCACCCACCUCGACUUCCCAAAGUGCUGGGAUUACAGCGUGAGCUACCUGGCCCCUCCCCAAAUUUUAAUAUCAGAUCUCAACAUAUUUGUUGAGAACUUGUUUAGAUCAUCACUAUCGAGUAAAUUUAUGUCAGUUCUUUAGAGCAUUUGCUUCGCACACAGUUCAACCAUUUAACCAGAAAUUAAAAUAUCACCCUUUUCAGCCCUCCCAUGAAGAAUUUCUAGGUCAUAAACAUGAAUAAUAAUCAGUAUAUGUAUAAUAUCAUAUUUAAUUGUUGCAACUUUUCUUGGCGUGUUUAAAUCCUCAUGUCUUUGAGGGAUCCCACCACAGGUGAAGGAAGUAAAGACCACUUCUCCCCCAGUCUCUGCUUUCUGCAGUGCUCACUCAUAUCCUGGCAUUUAGCGUGGUGUGUUGAAAUUAGGUUUACUUCUUGUCUCUCCAAGAGGCUCCUCUCUUAAAAGACAGAAACUAGGGUUUAGUCAUCAUUUGUGCUUCCUGCUAGAAACCCACAGCCUUGAAUAAUGGCUUCCUGCCUCCUUGAGUCACUUUAAUAUCCCUGGUGCAUAGGACCUGGCAUGCGUCAGGCUGCUCGGGAAAUGUGGGAACUGGACACCCAGAACACUGCUGUGCUGGGGCUAUUUGGGGCCUGCUGUCAGGCAGAAAGACGUUUUGAAUUGGGCUUUCUGCCCUUGUUGAGUUUUCUCUUAAGUAAAGUCCAAAGUCCAAGGGGCAGAUGGCCAGAUGCACUGCCCAGUAAGGCAGGAAGCCAAAGAAGCAGUGCCCAGCCCCACAAAGGCUGCCCGACUCCCUGGGACAGUAGUGUGGAGUCCCAGCCCAGGCUGACCUCACACCGGAGCUUCCUAGCUUCCUUUCUUUGCUCAAUGCAGGGCUUCUUGCACCCCCUGGAAAGCUAAGAGAUUUUUUUCAACCCUAAAAGAGAGUACAUUUCACUGCAUUGGAUGGAUGAACAUCAGUGCCCUAACUUUAUCCAUCAUGUAGGUCAGGGAGGACUGGGCACUAUUUGGCAGGAUGUACUCGAGAAUAUAAUCAAAGAAUUUUCUGUACAUAUUUCACUAAAGACAAGUUUUUGGGCUGGAUGCGGUAGCUUACACCUAUAAUCCCAGCACUUUGGGAGGCUGAGGUGAGAGGGUCACUUGAGCCCAGGAGUUCUAGACAAGCCUGGGCAACAUAGCAAGAUCUCAUCCUUACGAAAAAUAAUAAUGGUGUGUGCCUGCAGUCCUAGCUACUUGGGUGGUUGAGGCAGGAGGAUUGUUUGAGCGAGGGAAGUUGAGGCUGCAAUGAACUAUGAUUGUACCACUGCACUCCAGCUUGGGCAACAAAAUGAGACGCUGUCUCAAAAAAAAAAAGUUUUCUAGAAUAAGCAGGAUGAUUGUUUAAUUUGAAGAUGGAACAGGAAACUAGAGUGCAUUUAAAAUACUCUGUCUUCAUUUUAACAUGUUGAAUGGAAUAACUGCAUAUCACCAUGAGUUUGUUUUGCUUUUCAUACAGACUUGUAUGUGUCAUUUCAGUGGUUUCCAGACUGGAGCGAGGUUAUUCUGAUCUAAAUGAACAGCAUUUUUUUCCUUAGCCUCUGUUUGCCACUCUGGGUAUCUCUCCUAUGGGCAAAGCCAUUAGAAAUGCAUAAAACCUUGAGACAUGGUUUUUGGCAAAAACUCCAUGACUUUAAACUAGUUCUUUUACUACUGACCUUUCACAGAGAAAAAAUAUUUCCCUUGAAAAAAAUUGGGCUUGUCAUUUUUUCCCUUGUAGCUUUAAGCAGAGACAUAAGCGCCUUGCAUUACACAUAGUAAACUUUCUUUAAAAAAAAAAAAAAAAAGAUUUUGGAGACUACCAGGGUAAGAUUCCAACUUGUCCAAAAGCUUUCUGGCCUUACAUAUUUUAUUAUAAAAGUUCUCAAGUCUGGUAAUCUACGUCGGAGCUAGUGAUUUCAAAAGGUUUCACAAUUCCCCAAGACAAAAGUGAUUUUCGUUCAUUAUAAUAAGGUUAAGUGAUAUGUGAUUCAUAGCAAUUUUGAUGUGAAGAAGGGAAGGACAUCAUUGACUUAAUAAUAGUAUCAGUCGGUGCAACAGUUGGCAACAUGUGCCUUCAUGCUUUACCAUAAAGAGAUGGGUUUGAGGGUUUGCCUUCUAAAGUCUGCAACUUCAAGAAAAAAAAUCGACACUGUGGACUGACUUUCCCGGUCACUAUAUAAAGCAAAUAAACUUAAAACACUUUGUAACCAUGUAUUUACUCUGCCAAGUGCCUAUAUUCCAAUAAAAUGUUCAUCCUUGAA